Molecule: messenger RNA, 1533 nt
Organism: Cladophialophora yegresii CBS 114405
Lineage: Eukaryota; Fungi; Ascomycota; Eurotiomycetes; Chaetothyriales; Herpotrichiellaceae
Exons: 1
Coding region: 1-1533 (510 amino acids)
Biological process (GO): mRNA splicing, via spliceosome
Cellular component (GO): nucleus
Source: RefSeq, a predicted model, not a curated record
AUGGACAACUCUCAGUUCCGGAACCUCCUACAAAGCAACCAGAAUGCAGGUGCGCAAGGUGCUGCGGCCUCCCCGCCAGGCUUCAAGAAGCCCGCACUUGGUUCCAGAAGCCGCGCAUCAAUUCCCAUGACGCCUCGGUCGACCGCCGGCUACAAUGCCUCCAAAAUGUUCGCACAGCAGGUCACAGACUACCGAAAGGAGCAUGUUGGACAACCGCCAACGAAGAAGCUCAAGUCAAGCGCACCUAAAGGCACUAAAUUGGGAUCGGGCUACGAGGAUCGCACGCUCGCUCGGAGGGAGGGUGCAGACGAUGCUGAGACAACGGACGACAAACAGAAGCGGUUGAAGGCUCUGGAGGAGAUGUACAAACUACAACAGAUUGAUGAAGCUACGCUUGAAAAUCUCAAGAGCGAGAUCGGCAUUGGGGGAGAUCUCAACAGCACUCAUUUGGUCAAAGGUCUGGACUGGAAAUUGCUGGAGAGGGUCCGACGCGGAGAUGAUCUCAACAGCCCGCCUCAACCAGAGAAGAACAAAGAGAAAGCCAAGGUGGAUCUUGACGAAGAGCUCGAUCAUAUGCUUGAGAAGGAGGUUCAGGCCGUGGAUCGCAAUUUAGGGAAGCAGCAAGACGAUGCCGGCAUGGAGGUGGACCAGCCCACGACGCGCGAUGAGAUUUUACGAAGGCUAAAGGAGAGUCGAGCACAAAAGCAACAGGGCGCUCCUCCCGAGCCAGCGCUUGGUGACCGCUUCAAAAAGGUGGCCUCUGACAACCCGAACAAGCGGAAGUUCACCGAGGUGGUCAAUGGGCGGCGUCGGGAAGUCUUGCUCAUUACGAACAAGGAUGGCACGACGAAGAGGAAGACUAGAUGGAUAGACAUGGGGGACACUCCAGACAGCGCAGAGAAGCAACCUCUUGGCAUGGAAGUGCCGGCUGAAUUUGUCGCAAGACAACAAGCACUGACGACCCGAGACGAAGCCGAAGAUGAAGACGACGACAUCUUCCAGGGAGUCUCUGAUUACAACCCUCUUGCUGGGAUCGAUAGUGAUUCCGAGGACGAGGACCACGACAAGUCGGAACCAGCAGCAAGGAAAGAGAAGGACCCCUCGUCGAGCACUAGCAAGCCACGAAAUUACUUCGCGACAAGCAAUCAAGAUGAGGAGGCUGAAGACCGCACCAAUCCGAUCUUGAAAGAUCCCACGCUUCUUUCUGCCCUCAAACGAGCAGCGGGCCUGCAAAGGCAUGAUGACUCCGCCAGUAAUCAAGCCCUUGACUCGGAUCCCACCCGAGCAGCAAAGCAGCAGCAAUUGCUGGAGCGGCUGAAAGAGCAGAAUCGGGCAGACGCUGCGGACCUGGACCUCGGUUUCGGGGAGAGCCGAUUCGGAGAUGACGAGGAUGAAGAUGGGCCUGCGUGGGAGGAUGGCGAAGGGUCAUCGAAGAAAAGUGGACGCAAACGUGGGCCAAAGAAACGCAAGGGUGACAAAGACAAUGUUAAUGAUGUGAUGGCGGCGAUGCAAGGUCACGACAGGAAGUCCUAG